GUGGUUAAGAGAGGCUUCAGUUGUUGGAUGCUUUUGCUUUUUUUCCUUCUUCUUCAUCUUCUUCUUCGUCUCUCUUUUUUUUUUUUCAGUUUCGGCGUGCUAAAGAAGACGAUAAGAGUCAAUCAAUCACAGUGACAGGGCAAAUCUGUCUUUUUUUUCUUAAACAUCUCAUGCUUGAUUUCUGCUACGGCGGAGGAGGAGGAAGAGGAGGUUUACUUUACAAUCACCGGGGAAGUUCCGGCGGUGAUUCGCCGUCGACGAUAAUGGGUUUUGUUAAAAGUUAGAUCUUUGAUGAAAGCAGGAGACUUUUUGAUUUGAUUUUGAUUUGGGGUUUAGGUUUAAGUUUUUAGAGAAUCAGAUGAAGGCGUUACGGAGAAGCUAUACUUCAACGUCUUCUGGGAAUUCAUCUUCUUCUUCUUCUUCUUCGUUACCUUCUUCUUCGUCUUCGUCGUUACCAUCUUCUUCUUCUUCCUCACCUCCUCCUUCUAAUUCUAAUUCUUCUUCUUCGAAUUCUUCUUCUUCGAAUUCUUCUUCGUCGUGGAUCCAUCUACGGUCUGUUCUCUUUGUGGCGAAUCCUUCGUCUCCAUCUUCAGUUACUUCUUCCGAUCGCCGGCGGAAAUCACCGUGGUCUCGCCGGAAAAGAAAAUGGGCAUUGACGCCGCAUCAAUGGAGGAGUUUGUUUACACCGGAGGGUAAACUCCGUGAUGGUGGGGUUGGAUUUCUGAAGAAAGUUAGAAGCAGAGGUGUUGAUCCAAGUAUUCGUGCAGAAGUGUGGCUGUUCUUGCUCGGAGUCUAUGAUUUGAACAGUACUAGUGAAGAAAGAGAAGCAGUGAAAACUCAAAAAAGGAAGGAGUAUGAGAAACUACAGAGACGAUGCCAAAUGCUUCUCAAGUGCGGCAAUGGGAAUACUAAUAAUCUUGAGGAACUUCCUUCGGACGAGGCAAACGAUCAAUGUGUUCAGUUUGUGGAUGAUUAUAAGAUUACGGGAUCAAUGACAAAUCAAGAUGUGGUCUCUGCUGUGAACACUGAUUCUUCUGAUUCAGACUCUUGUGAAGACAAUGAAGAUGUUCUACUACUCCCAUCUUUUGUAUACAGCGAUGCGAAAAAACCUGAGGAGGAUAAUAGUAAUAACAAUUCUGAAGAGAGUAGUUCUCCUCCUGAAGCUGAGAUCCAAAUAGAAGUUCCGGUACACGAAGAUUUCUCUACGUGGCAACGUAUUAUCCGGCUUGAUGCUUUACGUGCGGAUUCUGAGUGGGCAACAUAUUCGCCAUAUUCAACUGCAAUCACAGAAAGCAAAGCUCGUGGUUUAGCUGAGUCUGUCGGGUUAAAAGACUAUGAUCACUUAGAAAGCUGCAGGCUUUACCACGCUGCACGGCUAGUUGCCAUUCUUGAAGCUUAUGCUAUGUAUGAUCCCGAGAUAGGCUACUGCCAAGGAAUGAGUGAUCUGUUAUCUCCAAUCCUCGCUGUGAUCUCAGAGGAUCACGAGGCUUUCUGGUGCUUUGUGGGUUUCAUGAAGAAAGCUCGGCAUAAUUUCAGGCUUGACGAAGCAGGGAUUCAAAGGCAGCUAAGUAUUGUUUCAAAGAUCAUAAAAAACAAAGACUCUCAGCUUUAUAAACACUUGGAGAAUCUUCAAGCCGAGGAUUGUAGUUUCGUUUACAGGAUGGUGCUCGUUAUGUUUAGGAGGGAGUUGAGUUUUGAACAGACACUUUGUCUUUGGGAAGUGAUGUGGGCUGAUCAAGCUGCCAUUAGAGCUGGAGUUGGGAAAUCACCAUGGAGCAGAAUCCGGCAACAAGCACCACCAACAGAUGAUCUGUUACUCUAUGCAAUCGCGGCAUUAGUACUACGUAGGAAACUGAUCAUACAGAAAUACAGUAGUAUGGAUGAGAUUGUGGAAGAGUGUAAUAGCAUGGCUGGUCAGCUUAAUGUCUGGAAGCUUUUGGAUGAUGCGCAUCAUCUUGUCGUGACGCUUCACGACAAGAUUGAAAGUCUUUCUCAAUCACACAGUAUUUGAUGAAGAAGUCGAUUCAAGCCAGAAAUGAAGUGUUUCCACUACACAAUGCCCUUGCACUCGUCUGGCUGCGUUUUGUCAAGGUUUAAAGUUUGUCGCGGUUUGGUUCUUACUGAUUUCACUCCUCUCUCUUCUUCUUUCUUUUUGUUUCCCCGUCACACAGAGAAACACAAUACUAUCCUCAUCACUUUUAUUGUAGUACUAAUGAAAAAGACAAAACAAUAUUCCUGUUGAAAUAUGACGGAUGAGUCUGAAACUGUCAUUUCCACAACUGUAUGAAUCAUAUUUGUUCAAUUGUAGAAAUCCAGUUUCCUACUU
Messenger RNA from Arabidopsis lyrata subsp. lyrata, 2326 nucleotides. RefSeq names its product small G protein signaling modulator 1. Gene Ontology annotation, molecular function: GTPase activator activity. The record is from RefSeq and is a predicted model, not a curated record. Bases 359 to 2011 code for a protein of 550 amino acids. Gene Ontology annotation, biological process: activation of GTPase activity. NCBI's taxonomy places the organism in Eukaryota, Viridiplantae, Streptophyta, Magnoliopsida, Brassicales, Brassicaceae. The transcript has 5 exons.